This is a messenger RNA of [Torrubiella] hemipterigena, 1509 nucleotides long. The record is from the annotation of a GenBank genome assembly. Lineage: Eukaryota; Fungi; Ascomycota; Sordariomycetes; Hypocreales; Clavicipitaceae.
UCCAUUUCCCUUAGCGCAAACAAAUGUGAGAUCUUUCUUCAAGGACUAACAAUAAACGACCUACAAAUCGCCCUUAGACCCGAUGUCUAGUAUAUUAUCAGCGCAAAAUUAAUCUCUUAUCACGUCUAGAUAGUCUUGUUGAGAUACACUACACUUGGCUGUGUUGGUAUAAUAAGCUUGGUCGUUUCGGCUGUGGCAAGUCAUUCAGCGUGAGAAACGGUACCAUUUCCUAACGAAGCGAUAUUAUUGUUCCCGAUACCAGGCAUUGUCUGGAAUUUUCUUAGGUUUGUCUUUAGAAGCAGUUGCCUCCAAAAAAUAAGAUCCUAGAAUUCGUACUGUGGCAGUUCGGCUAUACAGGCAACACGGGAUCAGCACUUGGGGCAAAACACCACACUCAAGAAUAGCCUUGCGCUAGAGUGGCGCAGUGCCGAGUAAUGCGUUACUUGUCUUAGCCUCGCCGGCUCAUAACAACCGGCGGGUUUCAACUUCUACAACAAAACAACCCAAAACCACGUCGCGCAACUAUCGCCAUGGGUUACUUCGAGUCCAGCGACACACAGAAUGGCGAUGAUGUUGUAAAAGACAAGCGUCCGCGUAUUCUGUGUCUCCACGGUGGCGGCGUGAACAGCGAGAUUUUCGCUACUCAGUGCCGCGCGCUCAUCAAACAACUCUCCGAGUUUCGUCUUGUAUUUGCUGAUGCGCCAUUUACCAGCGAAGCAGGUCCAGGAAUAUUGCCUACAUUCAAAGACUUUGGGCCUUUCCGUCGCUGGCUGCGAUGGAAGUCGAGCCAACCGGAGCUCUCGGAUGACGAGGCGGCGACCGCGCUGGUCAAGGCGAUUGAAGACUGCAAAGCGUCGGAUGCGGGAUCCGGCAAAUGGCUGGGAAUUCUGGGUUUCAGCCAAGGAGCGAAGAUUGCAGGCAGCCUGCUAUACAAUCAGCAGCGCGGUGGCGAAGGUGAUUACAAGUUUGGCGUGCUUAUGGCUGGACGAUCGCCGUUUGUCAACCUCGGACGCGAACCGCACAUGUCUCUGAUUGGUGCUGGGGUCAUUUCUCGAAGUGCUUCCGAAUUGCCAUUGCCUGAGAAGAAGUUGCAGAUCCCGACGGUCCAUGUCCUUGGUCUGCGUGACGCCGACGUUGAGUGGCAUCGCUCCAUGGCGCACGGUUUCUGCGAGGACCCGCGGAUUGUGGAAUGGGACGGCGGUCACCGGAUUCCGAUUAAACCCGUGGAUGUUACGGCCGUUACCGACGAAAUUCAUGCCAUUGUUGAAGAAUUAGAGUUGCUUUAGAUUACCGACUGGGUUCGAUGCAUAGACUACUAGCUGCCGGCAUUAGAUGGGCGGGGAUUGUUUUAGCGUGGCGUGUCAGUUGACUUUUUUUUCUUCUUUAGAUAAUAUUACAAUGCUUCUAUACAUAUACCGAACCCAUAAAUAUUUUUGUCUAGUAACGACACUUCUUACAGAAUUACGAUCUUUAAGUUACCGCCAGAACAAGACAAACAAUGCUCUCAGG